This is a messenger RNA of Brassica oleracea var. oleracea, 549 nucleotides long. RefSeq lists its product as uncharacterized. The transcript is spliced from 3 exons. The record is from RefSeq and is a predicted model, not a curated record. The coding region runs from base 1 to 549 and encodes 182 amino acids. NCBI's taxonomy places the organism in Eukaryota, Viridiplantae, Streptophyta, Magnoliopsida, Brassicales, Brassicaceae.
AUGAAAGAAGCACUAGUGAAGAGUAUCAGCGGGGAAACUCAUCUCCCUGACCUCUUCGGCAAGAAUCCAAGGGAGGUGUGCAACACUAUGAAACCUAAAUCCGCCAUUGUUAAAUCUAGAACUGAGGAUUUUAUUAGAACAUAUGGAUUACAAGAGAGCAGUGUAAAGAACAGAAAGACUGGCAAAAAGAAAUGCUAUGUUUUUACAAAGAUUAGACUCAUGUUCCAAGCUGAAUUGAAUUUCUUGCUAUAUAAUCAUUUAUGUGGCCUAAGUGUUGCUAGAGAUUCUAGGUUAUCGAAAAAUAUUGGUAAAGAACCGCUUACGUUGCCAGAUUAUGGAGUGUCUCUACCUUCAAUAGAAAGUCAAUAUCAGUUUUAUCCAGAGAUGAUAAUGGAAUCUAAAGGACCAAAAUGGCCAAGCCACGUGACAAACGAUGUUGUUGCAUGUAGAGUAUAUGUGCCUUUAGUUGUAUGGGUCAACAUGUUGAAUAGAUUCUCCACUUACAAUUUACUUUAUCUUCCACACGACAUGUCUUGUUUAACAUGUUGA